UCGUCAAUACAAUUUAUUAUUUUCUUUCAUGGUUUUUGGUUAUAUGGGUAGUUCUCUUAUCACAUCCCAUGCCCUUGCAAUUAAUGGUAAUGAGUUUAUCUUGCUAAUGCUAAAGGUAAAUCUUAUUGAACAAGAAUUAACUACUGUUAAUCUAUUUGUUAGAAGUUUAUAUCAACUAUAUGAUGUAGAAUAUCCUCAAGCACAUUUGAUAAUUCAACAACUGACAAAUAAUGCUGCUUGCACACACAAUCAUCCAUUCAACAGCUGUAAUACAGGAAUGGCAUGCGCAAAUUUG
This is a messenger RNA of Dentiscutata erythropus, 295 nucleotides long. The record is from the annotation of a GenBank genome assembly. Lineage: Eukaryota; Fungi; Glomeromycota; Glomeromycetes; Diversisporales; Gigasporaceae.